Cokeromyces recurvatus is the source of this 680-nucleotide messenger RNA. RefSeq lists its product as uncharacterized. Bases 39 to 614 code for a protein of 191 amino acids. The record is from RefSeq and is a predicted model, not a curated record. The transcript has a single exon. Lineage: Eukaryota; Fungi; Mucoromycota; Mucoromycetes; Mucorales; Mucoraceae.
AGACUAUAGAUAAUAUUUAUCCCAGUAAUUUAAAAAAUAUGCUUGACGAUGAAAAAUUUAUGGCUGUAAUGGCCCAGAUAACAGAGGCCCUUCAAAAAGUUCCACAUCAUACUAAACGACAAUAUCCAAAUUAUAAUAGCAAAUUUUACAAUAGGAAGAUAGUUCCUAAUGACGGUAACUAUUAUAAAAGGUCCGAAAUCGCUGAUAAUAGCCUACCGACAACUACUACUAGAAAAUACAAUAACGAUUUUAAAACAUCAAGUACCUUAUCAACAACAAGUUCAUUCUCUACGUCCUUUCAUGAGGAUAUUGAUUUGACAAACCCAUUAUCAGAUGAUUUUACUGACUUGUUUAGUGAAAAGGAGUUGCAUGUUUUGCAGUAUACAAAAUCAUCUCAUUUACAGCAAUUACUAAAAGAGGAGGAGGAUGAAGAAGAAAUUUUAAGAAUGGAAGAGAGAAAAAGAGCAUUUAUGGUGUCUUCUCCACUUAACUACGAUAUUAAAAACUACUACAAUGAUUUUAGUACUUGUCUUCAAAGAAGAAUUGAGGCACAAGUCAAAAAGGUUGCAAGAUCGAGAUCAACUAAAAAGGCUCCUUCUUCAGUAAGUUUAUAGUUUUUUGUUUGUUUGUUUGUUUGUUUGAUAAUAAUCAUUCUUUCUGUUUUCAUAUCUUUGGACUUA